Molecule: messenger RNA, 2761 nt
Organism: Solea solea (common sole)
Lineage: Eukaryota; Metazoa; Chordata; Actinopteri; Pleuronectiformes; Soleidae
Product: 5-hydroxytryptamine receptor 3A-like
Exons: 10
Coding region: 890-2185 (431 amino acids)
Biological process (GO): chemical synaptic transmission; nervous system process; regulation of membrane potential
Cellular component (GO): membrane; synapse; neuron projection
Molecular function (GO): neurotransmitter receptor activity; extracellular ligand-gated monoatomic ion channel activity; transmembrane signaling receptor activity
Source: RefSeq, a predicted model, not a curated record
ACAGCUGCGCGAGUCGUCACCGAUGAAAGGCUUCUUAUCUGGUUAACGUGUCAGAGCUGAGCGCUCCGCAAUAGUGUUCUUCGCUGAUUAAUUACCUGCCGGAAGUCACUUUUGACUUUUGUUCUUGACGUGUUUACUGCUUAAUUGUAUCAUUGGAGAACGUGUAGCUGAUGUUUAUCUGAGUUCAUGAUAAAAGGUUUUUAUGUCUCGCUCUAAUUUUUUCCACCAAUGCUUUUAUUGUGGGUGAGAACAAACUGUCUCACACGCCGUGUUUUUGCAAUGGUUUCAAGUGCACGUUGGUUUUAUAGCAUGCACAACACAUAAAAUGUUACUUUUGAUCUUGUGGGAUCCUAACCUUUUUUUUAGACAGCAAAAAAAAUGUCGCUUCGCUUAAGCUGCCAUACAGAUGUUUUGAUAUAUAAGUAGAUGACUUGGUCAACAAGCGUCUUGACUCAUAGUGUCUUUGUUUGUGUUGCAGUGAUUUCAGCAAUGAGGUCAACGGGUGUCGCAAAAACACGAAAUAAACAGACCCAUUGUUAUUGCAAUGCAGCAUAUGGACCGAAAGCUAUCACAACAAAAAGCAGCUGGAGCCUCCUGUGUGUAGAAGCAGGAAAACAUACAGUGGGAGCAAAUUCACUUUUGUCCCGACUGUUUACAAAGGAUCACUGCGGUACAUGUUGAACACCAGGUGAAAUUAAUUACACAUUGUACGUCUUUCUCGCGGUUGUGGGCCACUGUCAUGCUUUUGUGGACAGCAGAGUUUUCUGAACAUGUGGUUUCAGCCUAUUUAAGUGUCAUCUCAGGCUGAAACCUAAGGAAAGGGAUGGAAGGGAUGGUGGAAGUCUGGCAUACAGUUAUCCGUCAUAUGUGAGUGUGAUUUACUGCAGUGAUGCCUUCAGGAACAUUUAUUCACCACGGUCUGACGCAAGCUGCCUUAUUGCUGUGGCUAGUUGGGUGUGGACACGCUGAAAGCAGCUGCAGAGAUCGCAGAUGCCUGGCUCAAAUGCUAAUAAGCAAAGAAUAUGUAUCUCAACCACAGUAUGAAAACUGCUCCCAAGUAAUAAGAGUGCCUUACCUUGAGUACCAAACUAUUACAGUUGACACAAAGAAUCUCCGCCUGAUUAGUAAAAUUACUGCAUACAUAGAAUGGCGAGACCCUGGCUUGAUGUGGAACAUGUCCGACUACAAUUAUAAAGAAGUCACCUUGCCAGUGGAUAAGGUCUGGACCCCAGAGCUCCACGUGGCAAAUGGAAUAAUGACAACGAUGACUCAUGCCUCCCAUGACCUGACGGUGAGAUUUGAUGGCAUGGUGUACCACAUUGUGAUCAUAAAUGCUGAAGUGAACUGCGACGUCAAUAUGUUCAACUAUCCCUUUGCCACCGAUACAUGUCCUGUCGCAAUUCAAACCAGUGAGAGGGCUGGUGAAUGUGGUACAGAGCUGGAGCUGCUUUACGUGUGGCCUACUGGCAAAACCCGAGGAGACUGGAAAACUGAAUCUGUGGUGUUGGGGUCACAGGGUUACGGAGACACUCAUUACAUCAUGGUGAGCCUGAAAAUCCAAUAUACCAACCCCUUCAUCACGUUACUGUUGCCCUCCAUUCUGAUCGUCUUGGCUGAUGUGGUCAGCUUCUCCCUGCCUUUGCAAGGGGGAGAACGCAACUCUUUCAAGGUCACUUUGGUGCUCAGCUUUACCAUGUUCCUCAACAUCCUCAAUGAGAAACUCCCUGGAGACGGCGAAUGCAGCCCCAUCAUCAGAAUCCACUUCUGUAUUUGUCUGGUGCUCAUGGUCCUGAGCAUGCUGGUGUCCUUGGUGCUGACGCGGGUCGCCAAGGAUGGCGGCAUCCGUUUGUGCUGCUUCUCCAAAAAGGUUGAACCAAAAACCGCAAGAAGCAUGGAAGACAACGUGGACGAGGAAAUCAAACCUGACAUCAGUGUCAUUCAGCUGGACGGCCCAGAGGAGGAAAAACAAAUCCUUAGAAAGGUGGUCAAAUUCCUCGAGAAUUUUCAAGCUAAGGACAUGGAAAACGAGAGCUAUCAGAGGUUUGCUGACACAUUGGACAAGACAUUUUUCUGGAUCUAUUUCUUUGUUGCUGUUUCGUACUUCUGUGCGAUGACUACUGUGAUGGUGAUGUAUACCUGCAGCGUUAACCACUUCUUCUGGCACAAUGACGAUGCGAACUUCUAAUGGUCAACUGUGCUAAAAAGAAAAAGAGAGAGCAACACACUUCAAUAAAAUGGCCAUUGUAAUAUGUCUUUGCGGGAUCUCAUAAACUCAGUCACAGAAGUAAAUGGAACAGGCAAAUGGACUGUUUCAAAGAUUGAUGCAAAUCUCUAUGUAGAGAUCUAAUUAGUCACAGAAAUAUAAAGUAAGUCUUACUGUAUAUGUCUAGAUGUAGCGCAUGUGUGUGUGUGUGUUUGCAUAUAUUAUAUGCAGCUUCUGUAGACGAGUUAGAAUAGAGAUACAUGAGAAAUAAGUUUGAUAUAUAUGUAUUUAUAUAUGUCUGUCCACAUUUGUCCACUUUGAUGUCUUUUUCUUUCGUUUUAUCCUCAUAUGUUUUGUGGGACAACAACAAACUCUAUGUACUGGUCAAAGUACAUUUAUUGUGUUUGUUUGUACACAGCAAAAUCAUGAUCCUUCACUCAUCAAGUGAAGUAAGGAAAAAGAAUGAAGUCAUGGGUCAUGAGUGAGACACACAAUAUUUGAUGUUGCUUUGCUGCCACCUAGUGGUCAAGUACUAACUGCAUUAACUUUGCCUUUCAC